AGUGGGUUCAGACAUGGCAGAUCUGCUGGUCCAGGGCUCUCGGGGGGCUGGCAGUGGUCAGUCAGACUCGGCCUCUCUCAUAGACUUCAGUGAGGGCUCCAUGACUGAAGCUCCACCCUCUGACGGAGAGGACGACCUUCUGACAGGACACUGCAGCUCUGAGAGUGCACAAAGAGCGCUGAGGAGUUAUACACAGCUACUGCUGGCUGGGAGAAAGAAGGAAGCAUUGGAGUCUGCAAUGAGCAGUGGUCUGUGGGGACAUGCUCUGUUUCUGGCGAGCAAAAUGGACAACAGGUCCUACGUCACUGUACUGAACAGGUUUACAGGACAGCUCACAGCCAAUGACCCACUUCAGACCCUCUUCCAGCUGCUGUCUGGGAGGGUCCCUGCUGUAGCCACGUUCUGUGGCAGUGAGAGGUGGGGUGACUGGAGGCCUCACCUGGCUGUGAUCCUCUCCAAUGACACUUCCAACUCUGCUGUCAAACAGAGGUCCAUCGCCACCAUGGGAGACACUCUGGCCUCCAGAGGACUUUUACACUCGGCUCAUGUGUGCUACCUGACUGCCGGGCUGCCCUUUGGAGGCUUCACUCAGAAGGAUCAGAGGCUGGUGCUCCUCGGCAGCAGUCACAGGCAGUCAUUUAAAGACUUUGCCACAAACUCUGCCAUCCAGUGCACCGAGUUGUAUGAGUACUGCCAGAAUCUUGGAGGGAAAUACUUCUCCAUACCAUCUUUUCAGGUGUAUAAGUUUCUGUAUGCAACCCGGCUGUUGGACUGUGGACUCUCCUCUCAGGCCUUUCAUUACUGUGAGAUGGUGGGACAGGCCAUCCUCCGGCAGAACGCACCGAUGUUUGUGCUUACCGAUCUACUUUUGAAGUUGUCAGACAGGCUCAGACAUUCUGAGGUGAGUGAGGCUGGGCUGAGUGGAGCAGAACAGGAGCCAGGUUGGAUGACACAACUGCACUUAAGGCAUCAGCGCUUACAGACUGGCACUUGCAGCUUCUGUGAAAUAAGCCAGGAACCUUCAGCAACUACAGGAGACUCCAGCUCUGUGCAGAGUCCAGAACCUGAGCUGCUUUACUACAGAGACACUGAUGAAAUCUUUGCGAAUGACGUUUUAGGUGGAAACCAACAAGUCGCCCCAACAGACUGCAGUGGAGUUUAUGAAUGGCCACAGAACUCUCCCACAGUUCCAGCUCCUGUUACACAUGAUCCCCCAGUGGCCAGUGCAGCAGUGGGCCAAGACUUCACUUAUUAUCACACUAAUACUGGUGUGUUGCACUCUGCAGGCACCUGUCCUUCAGGAGCUGUACCACUUUCUGAAUCUACCACAAUAACCAGUCCAGUGAUGGUCCCAGGGCAUCAAACAUAUCCUGAAAUACAGCAAAGACCAUCUAUGACCCAUAGUAGCUCUGAGCACAGCAGUCCUCCUAAACAGGCAAGUUCAUCAGGAGGAUGGUUCAGUGGUUGGUUUAAGUCAUCACCCAAAGACAACCACCAGGAGACCUCAGAACCAGCGAGCCCCUCUCAAACAUUUUCCACCCCAGAAGUCUCUCCGCCUCCCCCACCAACCAUGUUCUCACCACAGCCCUCCACGACAGCAGGGAUCAAUCCAUUUUCAAGGAAAGCUGGGCAACAGCUGGGCUAGAAGGCUUCCCAUCAAGUUAGACCUAGAGCAUCUUAUAAUGUCAUUAGCACAUCUGGUACAUCUGGCUGUAGACUGAAACGUGUCAACAGUCAUCACUAAUAAAAAUGCCCUUUUUCUCACUGUGCUUGAAGCUCUCAAUACACUGGAUGAGAAGCCAGACCUGCUCCAGUUUCCCAGCACAAUUCAUGCACUUCCGUAAAGCUGACCCUAGCUAAAUGAAUUGUACAUACAGAUCAUAUUUUGUGAUUUGAAUAGCACACACUGAGGUAAUAACAUGGCAACAAACUAGUAUAUCUGUUUCACUGUUGGCAUAAGAUUUAGGUGGUUGCCAUGUUGGAAUUGGCACAUCCUCAUUAAGUUACAACCACUCUGAUAUGAAGAUACAUUGACUAAUAGUUUUAUGCUGUGAAGGAUCUAUAUUGGUGUAUAUAGAAUUAUUAUUUUCUUAACCUGUAAAACCCUACAUGCUGAUAUGUUUACUAGCUUAUUCUAAGGUAGAUUUUAUACUGAAGAAAAAAAAAAGCACUGGUACUUAUAAAUAUGGCGCUAUGUUGAAACCAGGCCAAGUUGAAGUAAGACAUGUUUGCUUGUAUGCUAUAAGUGUCCUCACUGUCUUAAAUGAUCCAACUGGUUUUGUAAUGGGCAUGCCUUAUUUCUUUCAGACUUAAUAUACAGCACAUAAAUUAUUUGUUGCAGAUAGCUUGUGAUCCUUAAAGUGUAUGGAACCUUUUGGAGGUGGAAAAUCAUCUGCAUGAUUCCACGGAAAUAUAAAGUUAAAAUCGUACUUCUCAACAUUCUCCAUGGAGAUACAUAUGUUUUAUGCCAUAAUGCAGAGAUUAUAGCCAAUGGAACAACAUUUUAAUUUCAUCAGAAGCAGGAAGAGGUCCUCCUUAAGUCCAAAUAAGAGUCAGGUUUGUGGAGAUGUAAGUCCGCUCAGAGUAAGAUGCAUUUUUCCAUGUUUUCCAUUGUUUUAGAAACACUCAUAAUGAAAUAGUUACCGUACGUACUAUGGAUUUCAAAAAAAUCAAGUUAAAGUAAGUGCCAAAGUCUGUAACCCUUUUCACACUUCAGUGCUUUGAAUUUAAAUGUCAAUUUAAUGUCAGCAUAAAAUAUGAUUAAUACAAAGUUAAAAUGCUAAAAAUGUAAUUUAAUGUAAGGAACUAGGUUUUUAUGUAUCCUAUGAUGCUGACCUCUAUACAUUUGUAUAGUAAAAAACACUGACUGU
Messenger RNA from Periophthalmus magnuspinnatus, 2870 nucleotides. It is a transcript of the gene sec16b, whose product is annotated as SEC16 homolog B, endoplasmic reticulum export factor. Gene Ontology annotation, cellular component: endoplasmic reticulum exit site; ER to Golgi transport vesicle membrane. Gene Ontology annotation, biological process: autophagy; COPII vesicle coat assembly; Golgi organization. The record is from RefSeq and is a predicted model, not a curated record. Bases 14 to 1645 code for a protein of 543 amino acids. The transcript is spliced from 17 exons. NCBI's taxonomy places the organism in Eukaryota, Metazoa, Chordata, Actinopteri, Gobiiformes, Gobiidae.